AUGGGGGAACCUGGCCUUGUCUCUGUGCUCGCCAUGCCGCAGCGGCACAGAUGCACGGAGGCCGGGGACCGCAGCGUGAUGCCCAAGACGCUGGAGGGGCAGAUAACGAUGGAGAAAACCCCCAGCUACUUCGUGACCAACGAGGCCCCGAAACGCAUCCACUCCAUGGCCAAGGACACCAAGCUGAUCGUGGUGGUGCGCAACCCAGUGACCAGGGCCAUCUCGGACUACACGCAGACCCUCUCCAAGAAGCCCGACAUCCCCACCUUCGAGGUGCUGGCCUUCAAGAACCGGACCCUGGGGCUGAUCGACGCGUCCUGGAGUGCCAUCCGCAUCGGGAUCUAUGCGCUGCACCUGGAGAACUGGCUCCAGUACUUCCCCCUGUCCCAGAUCCUCUUCGUGAGCGGCGAGCGGCUCAUCAUCGACCCUGCCGGCGAGAUGGCCAAGGUCCAGGACUUCCUGGGCCUCAAAAGGCUGGUGACAGAGAAACACUUUUAUUUCAAUAAAACCAAGGGGUUCCCUUGCUUGAAGAAGCCGGAGGACGGCAGUCCGCCCCGGUGCCUGGGCAAGUCCAAGGGUCGAACUCACCCCAAAAUAGACCCCGACGUCAUCCACAGACUGCGGAAGUUUUACAAACCGUUCAACGUCAUGUUCUACCAAAUGACGGGGCAGGAUUUCCAGUGGGAGCAGGAAGGAAGUGACAAAUGA
Molecule: messenger RNA, 708 nt
Organism: Alligator sinensis (Chinese alligator)
Lineage: Eukaryota; Metazoa; Chordata; Crocodylia; Alligatoridae
Product: heparan sulfate glucosamine 3-O-sulfotransferase 4
Exons: 2
Coding region: 1-708 (235 amino acids)
Molecular function (GO): [heparan sulfate]-glucosamine 3-sulfotransferase activity
Source: RefSeq, a predicted model, not a curated record